Molecule: messenger RNA, 1010 nt
Organism: Arabidopsis lyrata subsp. lyrata
Lineage: Eukaryota; Viridiplantae; Streptophyta; Magnoliopsida; Brassicales; Brassicaceae
Exons: 3
Coding region: 378-947 (189 amino acids)
Source: RefSeq, a predicted model, not a curated record
CGACUUGCUUUCAUUAAAUUAUGAUCCAAGUGUAUUUCUUCAGAAGGAAGAUGUUUGAGCUGUGUUGUUGACGAAUCCGUGAUUUGGAUCCUUUGAAUGUUUUUGGAAGCAUUGGUUGGUGGUUAGGGCUUAGAUUAAAAAUUUAGAUUUGUUAUAUAACUAAUUCCGUGAGAAAUAAAAGCCCAAUUAUUCUACAGGCCCAUCUAACCAAAAACGGGGACCUAAUUCCAAUUUCUGAAAGAAAUCGCUGGCGGAAGUAGAAGGUUCUAGUCGGAAGGUCUCAGAAGUCUAUAGAGGUACCGUUGGGGCAGUGAGCAUAUUUACCAGAAAACUCCAGAAUUCGUUAUUGGAGCUUCUAAGCAGAGAGAGAGAGAGAGAUGGCGGGAGACACAGCUCGGAGGAAGAUCAAACUUUUUUGUCCCUCGGUAUCGAAGAUUGUGGAGUGGGUUGCUUGGAACGACGAGAAAAUAGACUUUAGAGCCAUAGCCGCAGCGUUUGGGCUCGAACCAUCGACGGUGAAGCUCAAUGGUCACUUCAUUAGCAGAGGUUUUGAUCUAAUCGCCACUUGUGUGACGUGGCACUCUUUGCUCACUUUCUUCUCUGCUAGAGGCUUGUCUACUGGUAAACACGAAGCCGAUGCUCUGCUAGUUCACGGCAAGCUCUCUAAACUCGGGGCACACUCUGAUCCUCAGGAGGACUUAAUCAAAACGAAGAAGUUGAAAGAUAAGUGUUCAGUUGAAGAAUCACCCAUCUCUGGAUGCAACAAGAGAAAGCUUUUGUCUCAAGAUUCUCACUCGCUCAAGAAACUAAAACUCAACAUGGAUGAUAGUUUUGGAGGGAGCGGUUCUAAAACGCCGUUGAAAUGCAGUUUCAUAAGUGAUAAUGGUCUGAAGAGGACAAGAGACGAUGAUAUGAUUGCUUCUGCAUCUUGUAAGAAGAUAAGAUGAGCAGGCUGUAAUACUUUUUGUCCCUAAAUAUUUGACUAAACGAGAAUGCAAAAUUUUAACUCU